UGUCUUCUUUCCCCUCAGUGGAUUAACACAUGAGUCUCACAAGAAAGAUGUUGAACAGGUCUACCUCCGCUGUUCUGAAGGAUCCAUAGAAUGGAUGUAUCCGACAGGAGCGCUGAUAGUCAAUCUGCGGCCCAAUAUUGUAUCUUCCUCUUCCAAACAUUGGACUGUUUGCAUAAAGCCUUUCAAGGACUCCGCAGGAGCAAAUAUUUAUUUGGAAAAAACUGGAGAACUCAAACUGUUGGUCCGAGAUGGAGACCAUAGCCCCACCAGAAUGCAUUGCUUCAGCUUUGAUCAGGGUGGACUCUUUGUCGAAGCUACCCCUCAACUGGAUAUUAGUCGGAAAAUUACAGGCUUCCAGUAUGAACUCAUAAACAAGGGGACGGCAUCUGAUUUGCACACGAUUUCUGCUCCUUGCCGACCUUGCAGUGACACGGAAGUGCUCUUGGCCGUCUGCACUAGUGACUUUGUUGUCAGAGGUACCAUCCAAAAUGUCAUCAGUGAGGAGGAACAGAAAGAUUCCAACAUCGAUGUGAACGUGGAGAGAAUUUACAGGCAGAAGACAAAGAUCUUUAAGCCUACAGCAGACAGUGGCAGGUGGCAAGGACAGAUCAAGACUUUGCUGCAAUGUGGGGUGAGACCAGGGGAAGGAGAGUUCCUCUUCACAGGCCGCAUGCACUUUGGGGAACCCCGACUAGGCUGCGCCCCUCGUUUCAGAGACUUCCAAAGGAUGUAUAAAGAGGCCAGGGACAAAGGUCUAAAUCCAUGUGAAAUUGGUCCAGACUGAAAUGGCAUUCGUCAACAUAGGUUAUUUUUGGGGUUCAGACAGAACUAACUCUUAGUUGCUGCAGAUGCUUCAACCUAAAUGGAACUAAUAACUUAUAAGAGUGGAAGAGCUUGAUGGUGGAACAUUCUCCUUUUGGAUGUCUGUCAGAGGAGAUUGGACAAGCAUCUGUCAGGAAGGGUUUAAGUCUAGGGACUCCUGCUGCUCCAUGAGGCUGGACUCAGUGACCCUGGAGGUAAUAUAAUUCUGUGAUCUUAUGAAUGCAAGAACCACAACAAGCCAGUCCUUGGGCACACUAAUUAAAGCAACAGAGGUACGAGUUAAAGGAUCCAAGGCUGCAAUGCGAUUCCACAUCUUGUCCAUUUGAACUAAAUUAUUUUUGUAACCUGAGACUGGGGGUGGGGAGGGAAUCCCAAUAAGAAAAAUGAUAAAGAAAUGCAUCACAAUCUCCAUGUCUUAAAAAUAUAAAUCAACAGAUGAACCUUUGUAUCUUUGUAAUACUAAUGUUUUAAACAUGUGUUAAACAGAUGUAGCAUUUUGCAUGAUAUAAAUGGACAACAGCAUGGUAGAGGCUGAUGAAACCAUCCAAUGUUUUGUAAAAAGCUUGGUGUAAAUUUUUUUUUGAAGUUGUUUCUUAUGACAAAUUUAUGGAACCAAACACUUGCUUUCCUUAAAAAAUAGAAUGUACAAUUGCUGCCUGAUUUUUUUCCCCUCAGGCUGUUGAAUUGUUUCCAUUCCAGAAAAAUAAAAAAAAGUUCCUGGAUUUGACCCCA
Sceloporus undulatus (fence lizard) is the source of this 1554-nucleotide messenger RNA. It is a transcript of the gene METRNL, whose product is annotated as meteorin like, glial cell differentiation regulator. Lineage: Eukaryota; Metazoa; Chordata; Lepidosauria; Squamata; Phrynosomatidae. The record is from RefSeq and is a predicted model, not a curated record. The transcript has 3 exons. Gene Ontology annotation, biological process: energy homeostasis; positive regulation of brown fat cell differentiation. Gene Ontology annotation, molecular function: hormone activity. The coding region runs from base 95 to 784 and encodes 229 amino acids.